AUGGCUGGCAAAUCGUCUAAAAAACAGGCACAUGCCAAUGUGCAGGUCUUGAAGCAGCUGUAUACCAUUUCAGGCUCCGUUUUGGGGCUCCUUCUACUAAGACUUUUGUUCUCAUCCAAGAAACGAUGGAUUUGGAUCAUUCUAUUCCAUGCACCAGCCGCAGGGUGUGUAUACAUGCUUGAGAAAAACGGCAGACCCACAUACGACUCUGCAGGGCAUGUCGUUCGUGAGGGUAUGGACUUGAACCAGAAAGGCCUUACAGAAUGGAUGUUUGAUAUCGUUUAUUUGACAUUAUUUGCCGAUUCUGGUGUCGUAGUCUUCAACACCAUGAAAUUCUGGUACAUCAUGCUGUUGGUGCCCGUGUAUCUUGGCUACAAGAUCAAAGGAAUUGCUGGCCCCAUGUUGGGAGGUAUGAACAACGCCAAGGCACCCUCCGCGUCAAGCACAAAUUCAACUUCUGCCGCUGCAAAAUCCAAAAGACAAGCCAAACGUGAAAAGAACGCAGACAAGACGCGCUUCAAGUAUAAAUAA
Messenger RNA from Lachancea nothofagi CBS 11611, 531 nucleotides. The record is from the annotation of a GenBank genome assembly. Lineage: Eukaryota; Fungi; Ascomycota; Saccharomycetes; Saccharomycetales; Saccharomycetaceae.